Molecule: messenger RNA, 1110 nt
Organism: Mucor velutinosus
Lineage: Eukaryota; Fungi; Mucoromycota; Mucoromycetes; Mucorales; Mucoraceae
Exons: 4
Coding region: 1-1110 (369 amino acids)
Biological process (GO): DNA replication-dependent chromatin assembly; CENP-A containing chromatin assembly
Cellular component (GO): nucleoplasm
Molecular function (GO): histone binding
Source: RefSeq, a predicted model, not a curated record
AUGUCAGAGCAACAAUCCUCCUCAGAAGCUAAAGCCCAAGAGCUAUUUGAUCAAGGCAAGCUCGCUUUCAACAAGGGCGAAUACGAGUCAAGUGUGACCAAAUUGGGUGAAGCAUGUCAAUUACUGCAACUUAACGGUGAUUUAGCACCUGCCAAUGGUGAUGCUUACUUUUUGUAUGGCCAAGCAUUGCUUCAGUUUGCUAUUCAACAAAAUACAGUGCUGGGUCAGUCUGCUCAAGCAUCUACCACCAAGGUGGAGGAACAGCAAGAGAUGGCCAAGGAGGAGGAAGUGGAGUCCAAGAAUCCCUUGUUUCAAUUGAGCGGUGUACCUGAAUUUAAACAAGGCGAAGAAGAGGAAGAAGACGACGAUGAGGAAGAGGAGAACGACGAGGGAGAGGCUGGUAACACUGCAGAUGAAGAUUUCGAGACUGCGUGGGAUAUUCUCGAUGUUGCUCGACUUAUCUUUGAAAAGGGAGAGGACAUCAAAUCCAAGCUCAACUUGGCAGAUGUGCACUUAUGUCUGGGUGAUGUAUCUCUUGAAACAGAAAAGUUCAACGAAGCCUUGUCAGACUAUGAAAAAGCUAUCGAGAUCAAACAAUCCGUAUUGGAAGACGAUAACCGAGAAUUAGCCGAAGCACAUUACAAGUACGCAUUAGCAUUAGAGUUCUCCACAGAGAAAGCAGAUCAAGCACUUUCCGAAUUACAAAAAGCUGUCAACGUUUUGAAAAAGAGAAUCUCUAAUUUAGAAGCUGGAGCAGAUGGAGACAAGGGCAAAGGAAAGGGAAAAGCAACAGAUAUAGAUGAAAAAGCUUUGGAGGAGAUCAAGGAAAUAAAUGAACUUAUCCCUGAUAUGGAACUCAAGAUUGAAGAACUCGCUACAAGACAGGCUACUGAAAAGGAAGCAGAGGCUAUGUUGAAAGCCAUGUUGGGCUUCACCAAGGCAUCUACUGAAUUAACAGCAUCCACACCAGUCAAUGAUCUAUCAACACUUGUGAAGCGCAAACCUGCAAAUGACGUAUCUAAUCUCGUAAAACGUAAAGCUGAUCAGGUUGCUGCUAGAGAAGGAGAGAAGGAGGGAGAAGAAGAGGUCAAAAAGCCUAAAUUGGAUUAA